AAACAUGCGGUGAUGAAGGCGUCAAUGGCAGGGUGUCGGUCGUCUCCCACAAGAAGACCGAGGUAUAAAAUUGUCGUAAGGAGCAUUGGUCUACUCUUCAGACUCAACCCUCCUUUCCUUUACGCACCCUUCUUUUCCGUUCACGUCCAGGUUCUCUUUCUGUGCACGAUGUCUAUGAAGUGGCUUCAGGGACUUGCGCUCGCCGCGCUCGCAGGGCUUGCGACCGCGCAGGACAACAGCACCAAGUUAGUCGCCUCCGUUACACCAGGUUACAUACCUGACCAAUUGACACGUCCCCAGCUCCACCCUCCCCGUCAACUUCGGCAUGGUGCUCUUCCCCUCCUUCCAAGCCCUGGACGUUUUCGGGCCUCUAGACGCGCUCAACCUCCUCUCCAUGCAAUACCCGCUCAACCUCUACCUCAUCUCCUCCACCACGCUCGACCCCGUCUCCACCAAAGCGCGCUCCGCCGGCAUGAACACGCACAACUCGAACUUCUCCGAGGCCAUCGCGCCCACGCACACCAUCCAGGACGCCCCCGCGCUCGACGUGCUCAUGAUCCCCGGCGGCCUCGGCACGCGCGCGGACGACCUCGACCCGCUGAUCGCCUACAUCGCGGACGCGGCGCAGGAGACGGACUACGUGCUCACCAUCUGCACGGGCUCGUGGCUCGCGGCGCGCGCGGGCGUGCUCGACGGGAAGAACGCGACGUCGAACAAGCGCUCGUGGGCGGGGCGCGAGGGGCUCGGGAACGGCACGAACUGGAUCGCGCACGCGCGGUGGGUCGAGGACGGGAAUGUGUGGACGUCGUCGGGGAUCAGUGCGGGUAUCGACAUGACGCUGGCGUGGAUUGCGAGCGUGUAUGGGAAUGAUACGGCGACGGAUGUGGCGAACAGCAUGGAGUACGAGCGCCAGCUCGACCCGAGCUACGACCCGUUCGCGGAUCUGUACAACCUGUAGAGGGUGCUCGGAAGGGAUUGGGUCCUGUCGUUUUGCUUUCAUAUUUAUUGAGUCAUGACCAACGUUGAAUUAUUGCGCUCGAUGCAUCUUGUAUGUCCGUCCAGAUGAAGGCAGCCACCUGAAUGUGAUCCUCCAGAAGGAAGACAAAGGUAACAGCCACUCAUCUACAAUUGGAAUCAACCAGAUCAAGUCCGAAGUCUAUUACUUGCACAGUAUCGAGUAGCUGAAAAGGAUAUCCAGUAUAGAUACGUACGUGUUCGUCCUCCACUAUUAUGACGCUCUCACAUAGUUCUGGAGUCAGCGUCCU
Schizophyllum commune H4-8 is the source of this 1265-nucleotide messenger RNA. RefSeq names its product class I glutamine amidotransferase-like protein. Lineage: Eukaryota; Fungi; Basidiomycota; Agaricomycetes; Agaricales; Schizophyllaceae. The transcript is spliced from 2 exons. The record is from RefSeq and is a predicted model, not a curated record. The coding region runs from base 326 to 958 and encodes 210 amino acids.